CGCUCUGCGCAGGCGCAGGUCUCUCCGCAAGCAGCGGCGCUUCAAUAAUGUGUAGUUUUCAGUCGGUUGCGCCCGUCAGUGCAAUGGGCUGUUUUCAGCGUCCGCGCUGUCCAGGUCGCCGCACAACUCGCACUUCGGCGCUGCAACAAAGAUUGAAGAGGGCAGUGUGAUAGUUGAGGGCGUUGACUGUGGGAAUAGACGCAGCUCCUCCAUCAUGUUGGCCUGUCUUCAGCGAACACAGAACCCACCUUCGCAGCGCUUGUCAUGUCCCAGUAAAACGCUGGAGCCGCUGAAAUGUGAGACAGUCAGAUCCACACAUUCUCCACGGUAUCCUAGUCCAGCUGAACUUGAUGCUUAUGCCCAGAAGGUGGCUAACAAUCCACUAACAAUCAAGAUCUUUCCUACAAAUAUCAGGGUUCCUCAGCAUAAGCACCUUAAUAGGACUGUAAAUGGCUAUGACACAACGGGGCAACGCUACAGUCCAUAUCCUGUACAUUCUGGAGGAUAUCAAGGUCUUUUAGCUAUUGUGAAGGUACAUAGCAAAAGUGUGGUGAAAAGUACAGAUGGCAAGAGGACGCGAAUGUCCCCAGCACAAGUUGGAAAUAGCAACAUUGGAGCCUACCCAGUGCCAAGCACUUUAGCGCAGAGUCAAUCCUGUACUGGGCAAUUAAGUUACCACAGUAGCCAGAAACCUUUGGAGGGACCUGUUCCACCUAAUGUGACUGUUGCCACAUCUGUUAUUCCAUUGGGAGGACGAAGCCUGGCUCUGCAGCAGUCAAAUCUCCCCUCCAUUCAAAGUAUUAUCUAUCAGAUCAACCAGCAAUGCCAGGCUCAGGCAUCACAACAGGUUUCAGCUGCUGUUUGCCAGGGUGCUAUAAUUACCAAUCCAAGCCCAGCCACGGCCAGCCGCAACACAGUGAAUGGUUUUACCAGCAUGGUUAAUGGAAGCGUGGUAUAUGCUGGAACAGUUGUACCUGAAUGUCGUGGAGGUGCAGAGUUGACAACUGCUUCGAGUUUAGCCUCCACAACAGGACCUAAAGCUGGGACCUACCCAGAUGGAAUGGAUUAUUUACUAUGGCAACAGAAACAACAGAUCCGUAUGUAUUCAGGCAGUGGGGGGGGGGGAGUAAUAAGUAAAUCGCCAGAGGUUUGUGGUGUCCCAAGACCAUAUACCUUGGCACCUACUGUUGAAAAAAUUCCUUCGUCUCCUUUGAACUGUGUGGGCAUGCACUGUAAUUUUUCAACAGGGCAGUAUUUAGCAGCCCCAUGGAAUAGUGUGUUGGUGACACCAGACAGCGACUGUUAUAACCCACAGGACCUCACGAAUGGGCACCGUGACCUUGUUGUUCAGCCUUCGGAUGGACUCACCAGUGUCUCCAGUAGAACGCUAUGUAAUACCUCUAUUCUCAGUAGUAGUCUGCAGUCACUGGAGUAUCUGAUUAAUGAUAUUCACCCACCCUGCAUUAAAGAGCAAAUGUUGGGUAAAGGAUACGAGACUGUUUCAGUACCUCGAUUGUUGGACCACCAAAAUGCUCACAUUCGACUACCGGUUUACAGAUAGAAAGAGAACUGUUGUUCGGAAAGAUAGUAUGAUGGUGUUAAAUCUGUUAGAGAGAUACACAGAAGUCUUCAGCCUCAAUACUGUAGUUAAAGGCAAAUGAAGUGGCGUGUUUAAAAUGCCCCAUGUAUUACAAGAUGCUGGAAUGAGUUUGGGUUGACAAAAGCAUGGAAUUUGCUGGUAUUAAUAAUGAAAGAUGGCAAUAUAAGAAAAAAAUACAAUAAAAUGGGGACUGGGAUUUGGCAUUGGACAUCAGAGGGCAAGGAGCUAUUGGAAAUGUGCAGAAAGCUUUGCCAUAUGUGCUGAUGGGUCUGCAUGCAGAAAAAGUUUAAAUUAAAAAUCCUAUGCUAACUUCUGUGAACAUGUGGUCCCGAGAUCCUCACCAUUGCCGCUUGUCAUUGUCAUCUUCAUCUUUGCCAUGAUUACAAAAAAUGAGCUACUGCCUAAAUCAGAGUGGAGAGUCGUUAUUGCACUGUGUUGGAAUUAAGAUUAAAGUGGGGACAGUCCAAAAUAUUAUAAAAGAAAGUAUCUUGGAAAACUUGAACCUAAUUCUUGUUUGAUUUUUAAUUUUGUGUUGGCUGCUAAAAAAUGUUUUUUUCCUUCUUAAAUUUAGGGAAAAGUUAAAGUUCACAUGAGGGAAUUGCUAGUUUUCAUAGAUUUUCGUACUGAAAUAUAUGCCCACAAUUGUGCUAAAAUUGCAAAGCAAGCUGUGAGAAGGUGCAAGGGUUGAUGGUAUUGAUAAAUGCACUCAAAAGAAUACUGUACAUGGUAUUGCUUUUCUUUCCAUAGGAUAAGAAAGCCCAUUAGGUGUAAAAAUGAGUUGUAAGAGCACAUUCCUACAAAAGCUGAUUGUCUAUAUACUGACUGUUUUUAACCUUAUAAGUGAAAUAAAUGCCUGUUCAGCAAUGCGGAACACUCAGAGAUUGUGUGCUGCUGUGGUGAAUAGCAAACACUAAUAUCUGAUAACAGUUCCAAAAUAAUAGUGGGUCAUGCAAGAAUGACUGUAAGUAGCAAAGGUGGCAACCAAACCUAAUUAUUUUUCAUUGUCGGCACCAUUAUAAUGCCACUGCAUUCCACAGGACAGUGUAUCAUCUUUCUUCUUCCAGUUCCUCCUUACAUUUACUGCUUCUGGACUUUGCCAGCAUUUUUCUUCAAUUAGCCAAUAAUCCCUGUGUGAUCAGGGUUCAUGGAGCUUCACAAGGCCACUGACAUUUUUUUUAAAGUAUACUCUUCCUUCCUUCCUUCCUUAUUUCCUUAGGGCAUCAACUGGGCACUCCUCAGCUGCUAACUUAUAAAGACAGAGAGGGAAAUUGUAAGAUUAUAUUUUGCAUUUGAACUAUCAGUCAUUUGGCAUUAAUGAUCAAAUGUUCAUUAAUAAAAGUUAUUUCCAGACUGACAAUUUUCAGUUUUAUAAAUGAACUGCACUUUUCACAAUAGGUUUCUGUUUAACCAAUACGUGUUUGAUUAAAUUAGUCAAAUUCAUUUCCUUCCAGCAGUUAAAAUACUGUAAUAAGCUGUAUCUUAGUCAAAGCUGAUCCAAUUUAUUGUCACAAAUACAUACAUUUUCUGUGUCCACAUCUUUGUUGUAGAAACCCUUAGGUCACUUAUGCAUACAUUUUUUCAACUGCAUUGCUUAAUGCUUGUCAAAAUUACUUUGGGCUAUGAAGGUUCAGUUUUAAUUCACUGUUGACGUUGCAAAAUUGAAAUUCCUCUAAUCUACACUGCCACUGCCCCCCACCCCCACCCCAACGCCUGCCACUACAUUCAAAGCGGUACUGACUUUUUUGUCAGCAUUUCACGCUGUUAUGCUGUAUCCUUUUAAUCCUGAAUAUAAAUAGCAACCGGCUGCAGAUUUAUGCUCAAAUUUGUUGGUUUCUCAUAAUAAGCCACUGGGAAGGAUGAAUCAAAGUGAGAUAGUUGUAACUUUUUCUCUUCUUUUCAAUCUCUGUGCCUGUCACCUCCCCUCAAUUUUGUAGCCCCAAGCCCUUGUGGAUUAGAUUGCUUGGUUCAGUUGGAGUAUUUUUGGGUUCUGUUUAAAGAAAAGUAGAACUGGAAAGAGGUAUAAUCAGCAUCUAUAAAACAGCUUAAUAUUUCUGACAAGCAUGUCUGCAGUGAGAGUAUUAUCCUUUCUUACUACAGAUGUACCUGCUAUGUAUUUCUAGUAUUUUUGAUAAACAGCUGAAAUAUUCAUCAUAUUUCAUAAUUUACAUCAUACCUAUGAUCUGUUCUUCAUUUAUACCAAUGGAGAUUGGUCUUAAAAGAUUUAGUGUGAUGAUAUGAUUAACUUAGUCCUUGGUUUCCUUCUGUUAUAUAAUUUUGUGCAUUGUCAAAAACACAACUGUUAAUCUUGUAUCCAAUAAUCUUUCAUUUUUAAAAUGUUGGCAUUUUGGUAAAAAAAAGUCAGUAAACUUCAUAAUAACCUAUAAAUAUUCCCAGGCUUAAGCUAGUGCUCUACAUUAAUAUCUUCCUAUAAACUAAUGAAAUCCAUCCAAAUUAAGAGCACUACAAUGUUGAACUCACAGUCUAAGAAUCAGGUCUUCAAUCGGGAUGGGAAUUGAUUUGUGUACCGAAUGACUGAACAAUUCAUAAAAGAGCAAGUGCAGAUUAUAUUGCCAAUGCAUUCGGAAAGUACGGAGUUUUGCAGGUUGUGCUUUAAAAGCCAACUGCCAUGGUUUUUUUUUAGAUACUGUUUAUUUUUAUCUUAUGGCUGCUUUAAAUAGCUCUAUUCCCUAGUUUAAUUUUAUUCUCUCUGCACACUAUUGUUUACUUAGCCUUCAAAUGGGGAAGGGGAGAAAAUUAGAAACAGCAAAAUAUAUUUAUCUCAAAUUGCACAAUGGGAGUAAUUGUAUAUAUAAAAAAAGAAUGUGACACUAGAGAUGCUAACGUUUAUUCAGCUUGAGAAAAACAACUGAGAGGGAAGGAGGGAAGUGUGAGGUGCAUAAAAGCACUUUUUGGCAUUGAACCAUUUGUUCUUUUGCGUGAGCGGUAAUAGUAUUCAGAUAUAUUUGACAUUUAUACCAGUCAAGUAUAGACAGUGGUUGGGCUGGUAUUAGCAAUUCUUUGGUUCCAGGGAGUGAAAAUCAAGAACUAUUAUAACAGAUUGAUACGCUGUAAUAAAUAAAGCAGUGUAAAAGUUGUUUUUUUGUCACAUUGCAUUGGUUCUAGGAUGGAUGACUGGGUUCAUUUCUCAUUGCAAAGAGAGUAGAUUAAAUAGUUAAUUAUACACAGUCCUUUCACCUCUGGUUGUAGGUCUGAUUUCAGCUAAAUUAUGAGGUCAAAGUCCCCUCAUUCUAUUAGCUAUCAGAGCCCCAUUUAAAAUCAAUUUGAGACAUCAUCUAAUUUCUUAUUGGGCCUGGUUCACAGUUCAGAACAUUCUGCAUUAAGUUAGUUAAACAUAUAAUAGUACAGCAUAGGGUUGGGCCCUUCAGCCCAUGAUGACUGUGCCGACCAUGCUAAUCUAACUAAUCCCAUCUACCUGCACAAAGUCCAUAUUCCUCUAUUCCUUGACUGUUGAUGUGCCUGUCCACAUGCCUCUUAAACAUUACUUCUGUAUCUGCUUCCACCACUUCACUGGCGGCGAGUUCCAGACACCUACCACAUUUAAAAAAAACUUUGCCAGAGAAAUCUCCUUUAAACUUUCCCCCUCUUACCUUAAAACUAUGCCCUCUAGUAUUUGACAUUUCCACUCUGGGAAAAAGACUCUGACUAAUUACCCUAUCUAUUCGGUUUUGGAGGAAAACAAGAACAAGAAGUAUUCUAUUAAGCCUUGGGUUUGGAAUAAUGAAUGAAACUUUAUCUGUAUCUCUCUAAGCUGGGAGACGAUGCUGAUGAUGAAUACGAAUAUUGAAGAACAUUCCCCUUUAAUAAUCAUAACUUCAUCUCAAUCAAAAACAUAUGCAAGUUGAGCACUAAAAACUGUUUUUGCAUCUUCCAAAAUUCUAUUAUUGGAGUAAAUUUCUAAGAUAAUGUGUCUGCAACCUACAAGACAAUGUUUAAUUUAGUUAGAAAUCAUACUAGUUGCAAGACAUUUAAUUUUCCCUCAGUCAUUGUUGACCUGACCUAAAGUUUCAAAGUAAAUAUGUACUAUUUCAUAGUCUACUUAUUUAUUGGUCAUAUUGCAUUUCUCAACAUGUUACUUUUUAAUUUCUUGAGUUCAACAACAAUUAAAUAUAUAGAUAUUUUCUUACAAGAAAUGUUGCCUGGAUCAGAAUCAAACUAGAAUUAGAAGCUCUGGAAAUGGAACACAUGAAAUGUCUUCUUGAUUAUCAGUGAUUUGAGAUCAAUUGUACAUUUGUACAAGUCUGAUUUUUUUUUCAGAAUGAAUACAGGGUUAAUAGGUAAAACUCCUCUCUUUUCUUAUAGAUGGUAAUCUGAAAAGUAAGCACAAUAUCCAAAAUAAGUAUUUUGUAGCAAAGUACGAAGCAUUAUAAGCUCAUUUACUAAAGUAUUUGGACUUGCUUUGUUUUCAAAUACCCGCAUUCAUUAUUUUUUCUCUCCUGCUGAAACAUUAGUAUCUUACUUCCCACAGAGUACUUCCAUUGCUGGAGAAAAACUGCCACAGCCUUCAUUUAUGAACUGAAUGCCCUAUGGUAUCAUAAUGAGAAAUUCUUCAUAAGUGUUAUCUCCAGAAUUAGAUUAUUAUUUUCACCAUUCCACAAACAAAAACCUUGGAAUUAGAAUCUGGACCAUCUAUAAUUUCUCAAAUGCUUUGGUAUCAAUAGUCUUCCACAGGCUAAAGGAUGGAUUGGGAAGAAGAACAAAACCUCCGAAUACUACAUGACAUUUAUAACCUGUGCAAUUCUGCUGUGUAUCCAUAUGGUUAUCCCAUUCUAUAAUGCAAAAAAAGAGGCUCAGUGAUAUUGAGAGAGAUUUCUAAUACUGCCAUAAUAAUCCUAGUGAUGGAUGUUAGACUGUUCUAACCAUAUUGAUUAUAAUUUACGUAAAUGAAGAAUCUAUUAAAACAACCACGACCUCUGUUGGAUAUAUUGUGGCAGUCAAUUCCACUUAAAAGCAUUUUUUAAAGAUGGUUUUUAAUUAUCCUACAUGAGACCCCCUCUGGUGUCCUUAAGCACUUUCCAUGCCUAUUACUAUAUAGGUCAUUGAUGGCACCUUGCCUCUUUGUUGUGACACUGAAAUUGAGCAUCAGUAAUAAAACAAAACUGGCCUGUAAUGAUAAUGAACUGUAAAACUCCACAUAUAUCCCAUAGAUGUGGAAACAAAUCCCAUUUUCAAUAGGAUUGUCAGCAACUGACUCCUCCCUUGAAAUUGUGUUGGGGAAGUGCUCUAAAUUAUCUGAAAUACAGGUUUAGAAAAAUUCCUUUUUUUUUGUAAAGGUCUAUUUAGAUAGAACUGCACUAUGUAGCUACCAGUUACCUCAGCACAUUGGAUUGAGUGUACAGAUACAUGCAAACUCCAAUUAUCAAAAAAGAAAAUAAAGUAAAAUUGUUUUCUUGUGAUGGGUUGGUACUGUUACUGAAGGGAGACAUAGCAAAGUGGCCUCUGAGUGGAUUUCAUGCAGAGAGAAAGACUAUAUUCAGCUUUACCUGAUAAUCACUGCAGAGUUCACUGAUACAAAUAGAAUUCUGGAGUUAAUACAGGUGACCCUAUCAACUUUGGAGCAAGCAUAUUCUUAGCCAAACAAUAAGCUCUGUGCAUUAGGGUAAUGGUAUUAAAUUCAAAAUAGGAUUUUGCUAAGAGCACAUAGUCAUUCUGCUUUUCUGCCUCAGCUGUUGAGUCACUGCAACAUAUGGCAAGUCAUUAGAAAGAUUCAACAAUUGAAAAGUCUGCCUUCCAAAACAAACAUUUUUAUCUUGGAUACUGAAAAGAGGCAAGAGAAUAAAAUCUAUAGAAUGGAAUUUGUGUUAGGUGCACCUCAGUUUAAAGCCUUUCUGAAAAAGGUUUUGUAGAUUGGAGAAGUGGCAAAGAAAUAAGUACCCACAUUUACUCUUUAGUCAUUGAACUACUAUUCAAUUAUUUAUUAGAUUUGCUUCACAAUAAGCAUUCUUUGUUCGUAUAGUUUCAUCAAUAUUUUCAAUGGUGUCUAGCCAGAAUUUAUCCUUCCUAAUUAACAGGAGGGUGAGGAAGAAUCUUCUCCACAACCAACUUACAAGACCAAAGUAGACAAAUGAAGCAUUCUCUGCACUUCAGAGCAAAUGUAUUUGAUUCUUGUCCAUGUUUAGCAAGAAUUUUUUUUCCCUUUCUUCAUUAGAUAUCAAAUUAGAAUGAUUGUGCAAAAGGCACACAUUUUUGGUCUUUCUGGUGGGAAAUCAUCAAAACUAGAUAAAAUUUUACAAAGAUAACAUUCUUUACUGAGUUCUUAUAGUAGAAUAAGCCUUUUAUUAGCAUCUGCCAAAUACUUUGUUAAUGGUUGUUAAGGAAUAUGUUUUACACAAUGGAUUAAAUGAUAAGGAAAAGAUACAGUAGAAGUCACCCAUAUUUUAUUGCCAUUUUUACCGUAAUGUGGACAGAGUUACAUGAAGUGAAAUUUAAAACUAAAAAUUGAAUUUAAUAGAUUCCUUUUUGAAUGCAAUUAACAGUACAGAUGGACAGAAGUAUUGAAAUAGAUGCUAUUCUCCUACAUUUAUUUUCAGGCUAAAUCCAACAUUAAGUUGUUAAUAUAAUAGGCAUGAAUUAUUUUGCUUCCCCCUCACUCCCAAGAGAGAGGAUGUGAAAUCCAUCCCUUUUAUGUUAUCAGCUGCAGUUUAAUACCAAAUUCAUUGCAGUCUAAAUGAAAUGUGGUCAAUCUUCUUCCAGUGCAAGUCAAAUUCAAUGCAGGCAAGCAAACCAACUUCAGUGAGUAGACUGCAUGGGCAUUGGUAAAGUGAACAGCUUUUCUUAGGUUUUUGUUUGAUCAGAAAUUUAUUGUGUGCCAAGUGUAAUACAGUUGGUACAAAAUGAGCAGCACUUACUGCCAAUUUGCUCAUUCAGAGUAAUCAAUUUUAAAUCAUUCUCAAUAAUUUCAAUACAUUAAUAAUUUGACUAAUUCACAAAAUAGAAGUCAAAUUGUACAGAUUAUUUCUCAAAACCAUCAAGUAUUGUGUAACAAAGAAAAGUUGGAUGCAAUUUUACCUUCACAGGUACUUCCAUUUCUACUGAAAUCAUCUUUCCCUUUGGAAUGGUUAUUUCCAAUUUUUAUUUGAUAGCUUUAACAAAGAUUGCUCUGAAAUACAGUUACACUCUGAUUUUCCUGUCAUUUAAGGUUCCCAGAUUGCUUUAACAGAAAGAGAUAAUCAGACUGCUUGUAUAAGCUGUUGCCAACAGUUUUUGAAAUGAUUUGUUUUGGAAAUGAUUUGUAUCCAUUUGAGCAUCACCCACAGUCGAGCAUCACCCACAGUCGAGCAUCACCCACAGUCGAGCAUCACCCACAGUCAAGCAUCACCCACAGUCCCUAAAGCUACUUUCCACAUUGCUUUAGAAGGAGAGGGGAUUUGAAUUGAUUGACAGCAGCAUUUUUGUUUUUAAUCCCCUAUUUGGCAAGAUGUUUUGCUCCUGGCUAUUUCAAUAGGACGACCAUAUCCCUACAGUUAAAAGAUGGGAAGUAUUGCUAAUACCUAAUGAAAUCAAACCACUUGUUUUGCCCAACAACAUACCUUUUAGACCAUCUACUAAUAUAAUCAAAAAGUCCCAAGAAACCUCACUGGGGCCUUCUGACAAAAUUUAACACCAAACCACUUAAGGAGCCAUAGGACAGCUGACCAAAACUUAAAUCAAAAGGAAGCUUUAAGCCACAUCUUAGAACCAAAGUGGUUUAGGAAGAAAAUUACAGAUCUUAAAACCUAAAGUGAUGGUGGAGUCAUACUAAUUGGGUAAAGAAAUCAUUGAAUUUGAUUUCCAAUUAAGACUGCAUUUAUAAUGAUUUGUGAACUAAUUAAGUUCUGCUUUCUGGGGCUAGCUAAUUUACUUAUGCUGGAACAAGUGCCAGAAAAAUGUCUUUAAAGUUGAUGGCAACAAGGACUUUGUGAACUCAUAAAUUAUGUUAUUCUUGCCCUGUACUUCAAAAUAUAGCUGGAUAUAACAUUACUGAAAAAGGAUAAAGUCCAAUUAUGAUACUUGCUAUGGGAUGAAGAGCUUGCAAUAUGUCACACAUCUAAUGUAAGUACAAAUAAAAAGUAAAAUGUUGGAGCUGUCAGGGUAAAUGACCCAGGUGUUCAAACUUAACCCUUGAAAAUAAAGUACUUCUUGAGUAACUGGUGGGUGCAAGGAUAGCUGGUUAUUGAAGCCAGAAUAUUUCUAUGCUGAUUUUGACUGUCUAGUCAAAUAAUUAAUGUAUUGUUGACUUGAUCUUUUUAUCUGAUGUUUCAGCAUGAGCAGGAAAGACUGGUGUCCAGAGAGUUUAAAAGGGCUGCACCAUCUCACUAAAACAGCAAUUUUCAAUGAUCAGGCAUGGCAAAAACUAGCUAUAUGAAGUUUAUGUCAAAUCAGAUUCUUACAGGUUGUAUUGGGUGGGUGAUGCUAAGUGUGAAAGAAGACAUUUCAGUUACAUUCAGUUGAAAAUCUAAUAAUUGUAGUACCAAAUAUAAUUUCCACUAAGUGGAAAUUAUGUACAUAUCUAAUAAUGUAAUAUGUUAUAUCUGUAUAAUAUAUUACUACUUGCAAAAAAUGUCACGUUAUCACCCAGUGUGAAUGUUCUUGGCCAUCAAUGACACAGUACUUUCUGUCAAGCUAUUUGUGUUGCAACCUAUCACUAUUACAAUAAGGAACACCCAAAAGCAAAAGAAAUAGCGUGUCACAUUUACAGUAAAUAUUUUCUGUACUUAAGAUAUUAUAAGGUAAUCAUUUUCUGCCUUGUAGUCAUCCCCAGACAUCCAUCAUCUAAUGUAGUGGUAAGUGCUUCUGCAGCUAUGUCUUAAAACAUUUUUUGGAAGAAAUAGCAAUUGUUUUCAUUUUUAAGUACAGUGCAAUAAGAUUUUUAAAUACAAAAAUAUGAAACAUUUCUUCAUUGAUAUAAUCUAGCAAAAUAAACAAUACAUUAUUAACUACAUUUUCUAUUUUAGUGUCAUAAAAUAGGCAUCAGGGAAGGGGGCUAAACCUUCAUAUUUGUGAAUGGUUACCUCACAUUGUGAUAUUUGUGGGUUCAAAUUCCAAUGAUUUGCUUGCUUUAUUUUAAUCUUGGUCCAAUGGAGCAUAACCCCUUAGAUAGUUUUGUAAACUGUACUUUUUCAUUCUGUGGCGGAUUAUUUUCCAUUCCAGCUUGUAAUUUUGCUUUUUGAAAAUUCUAGCCAGUUUAAACUGAAGUUUUGAUUCUGAAAAAUUUGGACCCAGCCAUCUAAUCAAUUGGGACAAAUUAGGAACUUAAAAGUAGCUUUCAGGUUAAUUUGCAAUCACAAGUUAGAGUAAACUUUUUGUUAACAUUUUCUGAUCUAUACAGAUAAUAAAGUUGUAUGCAACAUUAAGUAAUAGAAACUUCAUUAUUUCUCGGAGAGUUAUUGAGUGCUACUGCCCAGCUGUGGGGAUGAAUAGAGAAACACAUUCCGUCUAGCCCUAGUUUUAUAUGUGAAGCAAACGGGGAGAGAAAGAAGUUCGCAAUUACCAUCUAAGGUGCACCUUGCUUUUAAAAGCCUGCAGUAUUUCCAUAUUUGUGUUUUAAAUAUUUUGUAAAUGUUUCCUCAGGAAAAUAAGGUGUAAUAUUGUGUAUGUAUGAAUGAAGAAAGCUGGUUUAUUUGAAGAAAUGUAACUAAAUGCUGUAACUUCUCUGGCCUUGGAACUAACUACUCUGAAUGUGCCUAUGAUUCCCUCAUCCUACACAUAUGCUUUCUGUCGCUCCUAGAUUAAACAGGGCACAGCCCUGUGUUGCUAUUCAGACAACCCUGAUGAAUUUUGUGUUUAUUUUUUGUCGAUCUCAGGACUGAAACUUCUUUAUUUUAUGUAGAUGUUUUAUUUAUUCUGUUUCUUUAUUUUA
Molecule: messenger RNA, 11456 nt
Organism: Pristis pectinata (smalltooth sawfish)
Lineage: Eukaryota; Metazoa; Chordata; Chondrichthyes; Rhinopristiformes; Pristidae
Gene: fam222aa
Product: family with sequence similarity 222 member Aa
Exons: 3
Coding region: 215-1561 (448 amino acids)
Source: RefSeq, a predicted model, not a curated record